Molecule: messenger RNA, 1122 nt
Organism: Penicillium verrucosum
Lineage: Eukaryota; Fungi; Ascomycota; Eurotiomycetes; Eurotiales; Aspergillaceae
Product: PAF acetylhydrolase family protein
Exons: 1
Coding region: 1-1122 (373 amino acids)
Molecular function (GO): 1-alkyl-2-acetylglycerophosphocholine esterase activity
Source: RefSeq, a predicted model, not a curated record
AUGAUGCCCCACAUUCUUAGUCUGCUGCCCAUUGUGGCCAUGUCUGUAUCUGCAGUGGUGAUCCCCAACCCACCCGGACAAUACGAUGUGUUUUACAGCACGGCAAAAAUGAUCGAAAAGACCAGAGUCGAUCCCUUUGAUCCCCACCACGGACCGCGUGCAGUGAUGACUUCAAUAUUUGCUCCCACCCACUGCAAAGUCGAUCUCGAGAAGAUAGAUUACCUACCCCCCGCAACCGCCGCAUACUACUCUGACCUAUACGGCGCAUACGGACUCCCCAAUGGGUCGCUUCAAUCCAUCUCUUUCCAGGCCUGCCCAGAACCUCCAAGAGGCCAUCACCUCCACUUUCCAGUCGUGCUAUUCUCGCCUGGUCUCGGCACAACGCGGCUGUUCUACAAUGUUAUUGCACAGGCUGUGGCCAGCGCCGGGUUCAUCGUGGUGUCUAUCGACCAUCCCUACGAUACUGAGUUACUGGAGUUCCCGGACGGAAGCGUCGUGAUGGCUGCAAAUAUUAGUGACGCACAGGUUCCACUGGAUGUCGAGACCAGAGCGCGAGAUGUGUCCUUCGUGUUGGAUCAGCUGAGCAACAAGGCUGGCGUCGCAACUCUACUUCCUGGGACAGGUGCCCCGAGUUUGAGAACUGGGCGAGUCGCGAUGUAUGGCCACUCAGUUGGGGGUGCGGCCACUGCCGAAGCCAUGCAUUUGGACCAUCGGAUUGUCGCUGGAGCGAACCUAGACGGGUCAAUGUUUGGACCAGUGGUUCGGCAAGGGCUUCGUGGUCCAUUCCUCCUCUUCGGACAUGAAAAUAAAACCCAGACGACAGACCCAACGUGGAAAGAGUUUUGGUCGCAUCUGCGGGGAUGGAAAUUAGAGCUGGAAUUGGCUAAGGCUCAGCAUUACGCAUUCUCCGACUUGCCGUUCCUGUUGAACUUGCUGGGUCUGCCUGCUCAAAAACUCCCUGCCAUCCAAUCAAUGGUUGGAACUUUGGAUGGGUUCAAGGCAUUUGAAAUUGUUCAUCGAACUGUCGUUGCCUUUUUGGGGUUUGGGCUUCGUCAAACCCCACCUGCUUCAAUCCAAGGCGUCAUUUCACAGUAUUCGGAGGUAUCGGUUGUUGCGCGGUAA